CGUCACUAUGUCACUAUAUAUCUCUACAUCUAUAUCUAUACACAUUUAGAAUAGAUUUUGUUACAUGAUGACUAGUAGUAGUUCCAAAUUAUGUUCCGACUUCCCAAGUGAAGAUACAGAAUAUCAGUCGGGUUUCGGCAACCACUUCUCAUCGGAAGCCAUCGCCGGAGCUUUACCUCACGGUCAAAACAGUCCCCUUGUUUGUCCCCUUGGUCUCUACGCCGAACAGAUCUCCGGCACUUCCUUUACCGCCCCUCGCAAGCAAAAUCACCGAAGUUGGCUUUAUCGGAUAAAGCCUUCAGUCACUCAUGAACCAUUUCAACCACGAGUGCCUAAACACGGGAAGCUGUUGAGUGAAUUCAGCCAGGUUAAUAGUGCUAUUAAUCCCACGCAAAUUCGAUGGAAACCUGUUGAUGUUCCAGAAGAACCAACAGACUUUGUCGACGGACUAUACUCUGUUUGUGGAGCUGGUAGUUCAUUUCUCAGACAUGGGUUUGCCAUUCACAUGUAUGCUGCAAACAAAUCAAUGGAGAACUGUGCUUUCUGCAAUGCAGAUGGUGACUUUUUGAUAGUUCCUCAAAUUGGAAGGCUGUGGGUCACCACUGAGUGUGGAAAGUUACAAGUGUCUCCUGGCGAAAUUGUAAUUCUCCCUCAAGGAUUCCGCUUUGCUAUAGACCUACCGGAUGGACCUUCGCGUGGUUAUGUUUCGGAGAUAUUUGGUACUCAUUUCCAGCUGCCUGAUCUUGGGCCGAUAGGUGCAAAUGGUCUUGCUUCUGCAAGGGAUUUCCUUGUUCCCAAAGCUUUUUAUGAACAAGAGUCUCGUCCAGGUUACACAAUUAUACAGAAGUUCGGUGGCGAACUUUUUACUGCAAAACAAGAUUUCUCACCGUUCAAUGUGGUUGCUUGGCAUGGAAAUUAUGCCCCCUACAAGUAUGAUCUUAGCAAGUUCUGCCCUUACAAUACAGUUUUGGUUGACCAUGGUGAUCCAUCAAUUAAUACUGUUCUAACCGCGCCGACUGAUAAACCUGGUGUUGCAUUGCUUGAUUUUGUCAUAUUUCCUCCACGGUGGCUGGUCGCUGAACAUACCUUUAGACCACCCUACUACCACCGCAAUUGCAUGAGUGAAUUUAUGGGUCUUAUUCAUGGAGGAUAUGAGGCAAAAGCAGAUGGGUUUCUUCCGGGUGGUGCAAGCCUUCACAGUUGCAUGACUCCUCAUGGCCCUGACACGAAAACCUAUGAGGCUACCAUUGCGCGUGGUAAUGAUGCAGGACCCCAUAGAAUAAAAGACACAAUGGCGUUCAUGUUUGAAUCUUGCCUGAUGCCUCGAAUCUGUCCAUGGGCUCUGGAAUCUCCUUCUGUGGAUCAUGAUUAUUACCAAUGCUGGACUGGACUAAAAUCUCAUUUUAUCCACAAUAAAGAGGACACAAGUUUAGAAAACGGACAUGCCAAAACUGGAGAAUAAAGUCGAAUCUUUUACGUUUCCAGUAUCAAUGUAAAGCUGGAAUGAUGAUGUUUUCCCAAAUGAAGUAAAUCUUGUAAAUUUCUGUAUUUAGAGGACUUUUAUGUACAUAAUCAUAAAGGGAUAGGUAUAUAGUAGGUAUAUAACAAUAAAUCGAAUUUGAAUAAAUUUAUCUAAUCUUACUAGCAA
Molecule: messenger RNA, 1648 nt
Organism: Erigeron canadensis
Lineage: Eukaryota; Viridiplantae; Streptophyta; Magnoliopsida; Asterales; Asteraceae
Product: homogentisate 1,2-dioxygenase
Exons: 9
Coding region: 65-1462 (465 amino acids)
Biological process (GO): L-phenylalanine catabolic process
Cellular component (GO): cytoplasm
Molecular function (GO): homogentisate 1,2-dioxygenase activity
Source: RefSeq, a predicted model, not a curated record